AUGGCAGACGCGGAAGAAGCAAGCAAGACCCCCCCCGCGGUUCGCAAGACGCCCAUCGAAGCACCCUCUCCGCUCAGCAAGCCGGAUCCCAGGCCCCAGCUCACGCAAGCCCAGCAAGCCAAGUACGACGAGCUGCUGGCCAGAGCCAAGGCCCUCGGCCGAAUCGCGUGCUCCCCUUGCCCCUCGGGCGAGACGAGGCAGGACAAGUCGGGCCCCGUGACGGAGCGCGAGCGGGCGUGGCUCACGCGCGAAUGCAUCCUCCGGUACCUCCGCGCCACCAGCUGGAGCGUCGGGGAAUCCGAGCAGCGCCUCCGCGACACCCUGGCCUGGCGCAGGGAGUACGGCAUCGACGGCUUCACGCCCGAGUACAUCUCCCCCGAGCAGGAGACGGGCAAGCAAAUCAUUGUCGGGUUCGACAGCAAGGGCCGGCCGUGCCAGUACCUCAACCCCGGGCGGCAAAACACGGAUCCGAGCCCGCGCCAGGUCCACCACCUGGUCUACAUGGUCGAGAGGGUCAUAGACGUGAUGCCGGCGGGGGUGGAGAAGCUCAAUCUCAUGAUCAACUUCAAGCCCAGCAAGCAGAGGCAGAAUACGUCGGUGCCCAUUUCGAUUGCCCGCGAGGUUCUGCACAUUCUGCAGAGCCAUUAUCCCGAGAGGCUGGGAAAGGCCUUGAUAAUCAAUGUCCCCUGGAUCGUGUGGGGCUUCUUCAAAAUCAUAAAGCCCUUCAUGCACCCCGUCACGCGCGAAAAGCUCAAGUUCAACGAGGACAUGAGGCACUUUGUCCCGGCCGAACAGCUCUGGAGCUCGGAUUGGGACGGCGACAUGGACUUUGAGUACGACCACUCCGUGUACUGGCCCGCCUUCAGCGCCAUGUGCAGGCAGCGGCGUGAGCAACGCAUGGCCCGAUGGAGGGCUGCAGGCAGCCAGAUCGGCGAGUCGGAGGAUUACCUGGCCGGCGGCACCGACGUCAGCGUCACCGGCUUCACCUUUUCGUCGACCGAUGCGGCAGCUGCUGCUCCCGUCCCGGCCACCACCACCACCACCAACACCACCACCACCCUGGCUUGCGACGCCGGAGCGAGAGAUGGCGACGAUGGCGCACAAGAAAAGCUGCUGGCCGGGGGCUAG
Molecule: messenger RNA, 1128 nt
Organism: Ustilaginoidea virens
Lineage: Eukaryota; Fungi; Ascomycota; Sordariomycetes; Hypocreales; Clavicipitaceae
Exons: 2
Coding region: 1-1128 (375 amino acids)
Molecular function (GO): phosphatidylinositol transfer activity
Source: RefSeq, a predicted model, not a curated record